AUGCAUCUCACCACCGCGAAGACGUCCUUCCAGGCCGUCUUCGCCCUCGACGUCGUCACAGCCGGCAUCGCCCUCCUCUUCCUAGGCAUCGCCACGCGUCCAACGCUACAGCGCCUGAAAGAACACCGCUUCUCCAUCAGAGACACGAGCAACGACGGUCGCGCGCCCACCAACGGCGGCCACAACAGCAGCAGCAGCAGCAUCAACUACAACGGCGACAUGGGCCUGCACGGCCGCCGGCCUUACACGAGUAGUAGUACUAGUAACGGCUACGCCGUCGCCGCGCUCUCGUUCGCCACAGCGCUGUCGACGAUCCUGUUCACGACGGCGAUCAAUGGUGCCGUGUGGAUACACUGGAGCCACGUGCUGAACAAUGGCGUGCGGAUCGGGUCGCCGGGCACGAAGAGCAAGCUGUGGAAUGCGCUGAUCCUGCUUGCGAUUCUGGGGACGGGGCUCGCGGCUUGGGGAAGGGCGAUGAAGAUCUCCGAGCGUCCCCAACUAGCCCGCUUCGCCCUGAUCGUCGUACCUCUCCUCUGGCUGCGCAACUUCUUCAUGAUCUACGACAUCGUGCUGCUGUACGUCGACACGACCGGCUGGUCGACGGCGUCCCGUCUGGCCACGGUUUUCCUGCUGAUCGUCUUUGGGCAAAUUACGAACCUCACUAUCUUGGGCAUGGUGCUCUGGGGCGCGUGGAGAAUCGGCAGGACGGUGCCCUUGUUUGGUGGGAGUGAGAGUGGGAGUCGGGAUAAGGAUAAGGACUCUGAGAGGGGUCUGAACCAUGGUUAUUACUGA
Anthostomella pinea is the source of this 792-nucleotide messenger RNA. Lineage: Eukaryota; Fungi; Ascomycota; Sordariomycetes; Xylariales; Xylariaceae. The record is from the annotation of a GenBank genome assembly.